Molecule: messenger RNA, 3381 nt
Organism: Oryzias melastigma (Indian medaka)
Lineage: Eukaryota; Metazoa; Chordata; Actinopteri; Beloniformes; Adrianichthyidae
Product: cryptochrome-1
Exons: 14
Coding region: 814-2673 (619 amino acids)
Biological process (GO): negative regulation of DNA-templated transcription; circadian regulation of gene expression; entrainment of circadian clock by photoperiod
Cellular component (GO): cytoplasm; nucleus
Molecular function (GO): FAD binding; DNA binding
Source: RefSeq, a predicted model, not a curated record
GCGCGACGGACCAAUCACCGCCGAGCUCGGACGUACGCACGUUGGCAGUUGGGGGGAGCGACUACCGUGGGAGCGGCUAGAGAGGCGGAGUUUCGACUCAUUCUAGGGCAAGAAGGAGCGUUUUCAAUUGCCGCGGUACCCCCUUACAAACUUCCACUUCAAAACAGACGAAAAGGAGUUUUUAGGAGAACCGAAAGGGAUUGUUGGAGAUUUUUCCUCCCGACCAGACGCGACUUGGACGAUAAAAGUGACGGUUUCGUGUUUACAUAACACGCUUUCCCGGUGUUGGCGGCGCGGAGUGCUCGGUCCUGCCACCGCAACCUCCCUCCAGGUCACAGGCCAGUUCAUUGUUCCGUCAUUCGUUUCGUUAUCAGCUAUAGAGUGAAAAACCUUAAGUCAGAUUUGUGAAAAUCCCGCAUUUAUCCAUGAAAUUGACAUCGUUUGGAAAAACAAGUUAUACAACAAGCCGGGCUGCCGCACGUCAGACCGCCAGGUCCUAAAGCCCGCCGGGUUGCACGUUGCUGCCAGUCCAAAUGCUUCACCAAUCAACGAGUUCUGCACUUUUCGACAUUAUGGAAACAAUUCUGUUAGAGCAAGGCUAAUAUAGAAGUUGGACUCGAGAUCUGAACUGAAAUUUGUGUGUUUUGAGGACCUUUAUCCCCCGUCAUAUAUAUCUGGUUUCCCCCCGUGGCCUUGGAUUCACUCAAAUAUCACAGGAAUCCGCCGGUAAAUUGGAAUUAACGUCGUCCGAGCACCACCGGAACCCCCCGAUCUCAUUCAAGAAGGCAUAAAAAGGACUUGUCGGUUUGAGUGAUGGUCAUUAAUACGAUCCACUGGUUCAGGAAGGGCUUGCGGCUCCACGACAAUCCGUCGCUGAAGGAAUCUCUGCUGGGGGCGGACACCGUCCGCUGCGUCUACAUCCUCGACCCCUGGUUCGCGGGAUCUUCCAACGUUGGGAUCAACAGGUGGAGGUUCUUACUGCAGAGUCUGGAGGAUUUGGACGCCAGCCUCCGUAAGCUCAACUCUCGUCUCUUUGUGAUCCGAGGACAACCCACCGAUGUCUUUCCCAGACUCUUCAAGGAAUGGAAGAUCACUCGCCUGUCUUACGAGUACGACUCGGAGCCCUUCGGGAAGGAGCGCGAUGCUGCCAUUAAGAAGCUGGCCUCUGAGGCCGGAGUGGAGGUGACAGUCCGAGUGUCCCACACGCUCUAUGAUCUGGACCGCAUCAUAGAGCUGAACGGGGGUCAGUCUCCUCUCACCUACAAGCGGUUCCAGACCCUCAUCAGCCGCAUGGAUCCAGUGGAGAUGCCUGUGGAGUCCAUCACGGCUGAGGUCAUGGGCAAGUGCACCACGCCUCUGUCUGACGACCACGACGAAAAGUUCGGAGUCCCCUCUCUGGAGGAACUGGGCUUUGAUACCGAAGGCCUGUCGUCAGCCGUGUGGCCCGGAGGAGAGACCGAGGCUCUGACGCGCCUGGAGAGGCAUCUGGAGAGGAAGGCGUGGGUGGCCAACUUUGAGCGUCCUAGAAUGAACGCCAACUCACUGCUGGCCAGCCCGACGGGGCUCAGCCCAUACCUCCGAUUCGGCUGCCUGUCCUGCCGCCUCUUCUACUUCAAACUCACCGACCUGUACAGGAAGGUGAAGAAGAACAGCUCUCCCCCUCUCUCGCUGUACGGCCAACUGUUGUGGCGUGAAUUCUUUUACACCGCCGCCACCAACAACCCCUGCUUCGACAAGAUGGAGAGCAACCCCAUCUGCGUCCAGAUCCCCUGGGACCGAAACCCGGAGGCCCUGGCCAAAUGGGCGGAGGGCCGGACCGGUUUCCCGUGGAUCGACGCCAUCAUGACUCAGCUGAGGCAGGAGGGCUGGAUCCACCACCUGGCCCGACACGCCGUGGCCUGUUUCCUGACGAGAGGAGACCUGUGGAUCAGCUGGGAGGAGGGCAUGAAGGUGUUCGAGGAGCUGCUGCUGGACGCAGACUGGAGCGUGAACGCCGGCAGCUGGAUGUGGCUCUCCUGCAGCUCCUUCUUCCAGCAGUUCUUCCACUGCUACUGCCCAGUGGGUUUUGGCCGACGCACCGACCCCAACGGAGACUACAUACGACGCUACCUGCCCAUCCUGAGGGGGUUUCCAGCCAAGUAUAUCUACGACCCGUGGAACGCUCCAGAUAGCGUGCAGAAGGCGGCCAAAUGCAUCAUUGGGGUUCAUUACCCGAAGCCCAUGGUGAACCACGCAGAAGCCAGCCGCAUCAACAUUGAGCGGAUGAAGCAGAUCUACCAGCAGCUGUCCUGCUACCGAGGCCUCGGACUUCUGGCCAUGGUUCCGUCCAACUCCAAUGGAAAUGGAAACAACGAGGCGUCGUCCGAUGCGUUCUCCAUGGAGGCUUCACGCGAGGCCGCCGCAGCUUCUGCCUACCAGACUCAAGGCGACUGGCAAAGUGGUGUAAUGAUGUACCUGCAGGGCGAUCCACAAACCAGUGGGGCCUCGCAGCAGCAGCAGCAGGGUUUCAGCAGCAGAAUGAUGUGUUACACUCAAAGCACUCAGCAGGUUCCUGUCUCCACGCACCAGAAAGGGUCUGAACAUCACUCAAACACUCUGACGAGCGGCAAACGGCACAUCGAGGACACGGGGAGCAGCAGAGGCUCCAAAGUCCAGAAACAGAGCAACCGCUAGGGGGUCAGAAGCUAACACAGGUUCCGUAAAUCAUAUCACCACCAGAACAAAGAGGACACCAAGACUUCAACGUUUUGCAUGAUCACACCUCCGGAACAAGCAGCUAACCUGUUCAUUCGACGUUCCCACAUUUCCCCAGUCAGACUGUAUUCCAGGAUUUCACAGCAAAAACCCAAAUUUGACGAGACUGCAGACGCUCCGACGUCGUCUUUGGAGAAAUACUUCUGGGAAAAAAAAAACAAAAAAAAACGUCCUUUUGUACAUAACGACUUUGCUAACUGCAGCUUGUACAUAUUUGGAUAUUGUAUGUGUGUUUUCUCUCUUUGUGUAGACCCAUUGAUAUAUUUUUGAUAUAAAAAUCAUUACAGACGGAUCUUUUGGAAAAAAAUGUAAACUAACUGUUCCCGUCCAUAAUUAAAAAACUAGGAGAAAUCUUCAGCCGCCGCGUCGAGGCGCCCAGUGUACAUACAACCACGCGUGUCGUGCUCCUCCCUCUGUCUCCGUGCUCGUGGACGUCAUCGUCAUUCCAUCCGUAGGCUGUGACACUAACCCUCAUGCUGUAGUCGGUAGUAGUCGAGAAGAAAUGAGAGGAAUUCAGAGCUUUUGUGGUUUCAUCCCCAAUAAAUAAAUAAAUGUACCACCAAAGACUGCUGCCCCUCUGGCGUCACUCCUGUGCUUGUUUGAAUAAAACUGGGUUAAACACCAAAA